UGUGGUCCUGCCCAAGCCAUUGGCCUAGGAGUCUGCACCGGCUAUGGGAAUACUGCUGCGGAGCCUGUCCGGGGGAGGCCGGGUGGGAGCUGCGCUCUGCUACCGGGCCAGUUCUCGCGGGUCGAGUGGGCUGCACUGCCCCCGCAGGGUUGCGGGAAGCAUUUCGCGCAGCCGGGGUGUCCCAGGUCUGGGAGGCCAGCCAGCCCUUGGAAGAGUCACGGUCAGCGCGCUCCCUGAGAGCUUUCUUCAGGGCACACAACAGUCCUCCAGCUGGGGCAGCUGCCAGAGUCUUCCCCGAGGAAGACACAGUGUUCUUCACAGACACCAUGCUCCAGUGCGAGUCACUGAUAGCCGCAGAGAGUUGGGGAUGGACCACAGGGAAGAAGGUGCGGAGGAUGACGGGGAGCCAAAGGCCUCCCAGCCCCGGGAGAAGCUCCCAGACCCUCCAUCACUUGAGCCUCCCACAAACUGCUGCAUGAGCGGCUGUCCUAACUGUGUGUGGGUAGACUAUGCAGAAGCCCUGCUCAGACACUACCAGGAUGGGGGGGAACAGGCCCUGGCCGUUCUAGAGGAGCAUGUGAAGGAUGAGAACCUCAAGGCCUUCCUCAGGAUGGAGAUCCGACUCCGGCUCCGCACCCAGAGUGGAGGCUGAGCCAGUGUACGUGGGACUCCCGGCCGUGGACAGAUGCCACCCUUUACGUGGGACUCCCGGCCGUGGACAGAUGCCACCCUUUAUGUGGGACUCCCAGCCGUGGACAGACGCCACCCUUUACAUGGGACUCCCUGCCGUGGACAGAUGCCACCCUUUACGUGGGACUCCCGGCCGUGGACAGAUGCCACCCUUUAGAAGCACAGGGCCACUUUUAUCCUUGAGUCUGGAAGACUCAACACGUCUGCCAGGAAUAGGAAGUAAUGUGUAAGAACUUCACCUCUGAAUAAAUUCUCUGCACCAACCAAA
Molecule: messenger RNA, 958 nt
Organism: Arvicola amphibius (Eurasian water vole)
Lineage: Eukaryota; Metazoa; Chordata; Mammalia; Rodentia; Cricetidae
Gene: Oxld1
Product: oxidoreductase like domain containing 1
Exons: 2
Coding region: 44-652 (202 amino acids)
Cellular component (GO): mitochondrion
Source: RefSeq, a predicted model, not a curated record